Stegostoma tigrinum is the source of this 6991-nucleotide messenger RNA. RefSeq names its product DNA topoisomerase III alpha (gene top3a). The transcript has 19 exons. The record is from RefSeq and is a predicted model, not a curated record. Gene Ontology annotation, cellular component: chromosome; nucleus. Lineage: Eukaryota; Metazoa; Chordata; Chondrichthyes; Orectolobiformes; Stegostomatidae. The coding region runs from base 462 to 3134 and encodes 890 amino acids. Gene Ontology annotation, biological process: DNA topological change. Gene Ontology annotation, molecular function: DNA topoisomerase type I (single strand cut, ATP-independent) activity; DNA binding; zinc ion binding.
CGGUGGGACGGCUGCUGCAGGCCCGCCAAAUCUUAUGUGUAGCUGAAAAAAACGACGCGGCCAAAAGCAUCGCGGAGAUCAUGUCGGGCGGCCGCUUCCGAAGGGUGAGAGGGAAAAACGCAAAUUUUGAGUGAAAUCCGUCGAAUAUAAGAUGCAACACUUGUGGAGGAAAAGGCUCCCUACCUAUCAAUAUAAGUCAAAGAAUGCUGGAGAUCUGAAACAAAAACAGGAAUUGCUGGAGAAACUCAACGGGUCUGGCAAUGUCCGUGGAGUCAGAAACAGAGUUAACUUUUCGUGUUCAGUGAAUCUUCUUCAGACUCCUAGUUUCUCCAUCAAGUUUUUGUUUUAUUCUAAACUAACAAUUCUGGCCCGUUACGAGGUUGAAGAGAGAAGGACUUUCAAAAUUCAACAAGAUCUAUGAAUAUGAGUAUCAUCUGAACGGUCAGAAUAUUGCUAUAGUGAUGACCUCUGUCUCAGGCCACCUCCUUGAGUUGGAGUUCAAAUCACCUUUUCAGAAGUGGCGCAGCUGUAACCCUGUGACUCUCUUUGACACUGAGGUGGAGAAGUACUGUCCAGAAAACUAUGUGGACAUUAAGAGAACUCUGGAACGAGAGGUGAGGAAAUGUCAGGCCUUAAUCCUUUGGACUGACUGUGAUCGCGAAGGGGAAAACAUUGGAUUUGAAAUUAUUAAUGUGUGUAAAACAGUGAAGCCGAAUCUACAAGUCCUGCGAGCUCGAUUUUCUGAGAUUACACCUCACGCUAUCAGACAAGCCUGUGAGAAUCUGGUAGAACCUGAUCAGAAAAUUAGCGAUGCUGUCGAUGUAAGGCAAGAGUUGGAUCUGAGAAUAGGUGCCUCAUUCACCCGGUUUCAGACCUUACGACUACAGAAAGUGUUCCCGAAUGUGCUAUCAAAUCAACUGAUCAGCUAUGGAAGCUGUCAGUUUCCCACUCUGGGUUUCGUGGUUGAACGUUUCAAAGCAAUCCAGGCUUUUAUUCAAGAAACAUUCUAUAAAAUCAAAGUCACCCAUGAAACAGAAGAUGGCAAUGUAGAAUUUAACUGGAAAAGACAUCGUCUCUUCAACCACACAGCAUGCCUUGUACUUUACCAGAUCUGCAUGGAGGAUCCAGUUGCGACUGUACUUGAUGUCUUUACUAAACCAAAGAGCAAAUGGAGACCUUUACCCCUUGACACAGUGGAAUUGGAGAAAUUAGUUUCAAGGAAGCUGAAAAUCAAUGCAAAGGAGACAAUGAGGAUAGCGGAGAAGUUGUAUACACAAGGAUACAUCAGCUACCCACGCACUGAAACCAACAUUUUCCCUAAAGAUCUGAACCUCUCUGCUUUGGUGCAGCAGCAAACCGUGGACCCACAGUGGGGGGCAUUUGCUCAGGGUAUUUUGGACAGAGGUGGGCCGACACCACGAAAUGGAAACAAGUCAGACCAGGCCCAUCCACCUAUCCAUCCAACUAAAUACACCAACAAUCUGCAAGGAACUGAGCAACGUAUUUAUGAGUUUGUUGUGCGCCAUUUUCUGGCAUGCUGCUCUCAGGAUGCACAGGGACAGGAAACCACAGUAGAGAUAGACAUCGCAGGAGAGCUCUUUGCUGGUCAUGGUUUAAUGAUUAUUGCACGGAAUUAUCUGGAGGUUUAUCCAUAUGAAAAAUGGAACACUAAGGUUAUACCUGUGUAUGAGAGAGGCAAGAAAUUCCAACCCACCACUAUUGAGAUGGUUGACGGCGAGACAAGUCCACCUCAGUUGCUAACUGAAGCUGAUCUUAUUGCUCUGAUGGAGAAGCAUGGCAUAGGAACUGAUGCUACUCAUGCAGAACAUAUUGAAACUAUCAAAUCCCGAAUGUACGUGGGCUUGACGGCUGACCAGAGAUUCCUCCCUGGAGAAUUAGGCAUGGGUCUGGUAGAAGGGUAUGAUUCCAUGGGAUAUGAAAUGUCAAAGCCAGAUCUACGGGCUGAGCUUGAGGCAGAUCUGAAGCUGGUUUGCGAGGGCAAAAAAGACAAGUUUAGUGUGCUUCAUCAACAUGUUCAGAAAUACAAACAGGUGUUCAUUGAGGCAGUGACAAAGGCAAAAAAGCUGGAUGAGGCUCUAUCCCAUUACUUUGGGGAGGUGGCUGAAGCGACGCAGUCUGAAGAGUUUGUGAUGGAAAUUUCACAACCUGUUCGAAAAUGUCCUCAGUGUGGGAGAGACAUGGUUCUCAAACCGAAGAAAGAUGGAGGGUAUUACCUUUCAUGUAUGGGGUACCCAAAUUGCAGGUCUGCAGUUUGGUUUCCUGAUUCAGUUCUGGAGGUCAGCAGAGAUGAUAGCAUAUGUCCCACAUGUAAACCACACCCUAUUUACAGGUUAAAGUUUAAGUUCAAACGAGGUAGUGUGCCUCCGCUCAUCCCCUUGGAAUUUGUUGGUUGUAUUGGAGGAUGUGAUGAAAUGCUGAGAGAGAUCUUGGAGCUGAGGUACUUACGAGGAGCAUCACAAUCAAACAAUCAAAUUGUCAACCAUGUGCCGCAGAGAGGGUUAGAGAACAGGUCAUUUCGGGAUCGCAGAAACACUCUGCCAAAACCUCAGGAACGGGCUUUUGAUGCACUGUCCAGCAUUGUUCCUUCACAUAUGGGAUCUGACAAUAAUGCAGUUGUGUGCAAUUGUGGCCAGGAUGCACUGCUACUGACUGUUCGGAAGGAGGGACCGAAUCAGGGGCGGAGGUUUUAUAAAUGCAGUGGAGGCAGUUGCAACUUCUUCCUGUGGGCUGACCAGGAUGCAAGUGACUCAGCUGGUAGAGGAUCAGUUGGUAGGGGCAGUUCAACCCCUGGGGCAGGGAGCUUUCAUCAAGCUGGAAGCAGCGGAUCUUCAAGUGGAAGAGAAGCAGUGUGCACUUGCAAUCAACUAGCAGUAACACGCACAGUGCAGAAAGAUGGACCUAACAAGGGUCGGACAUUUCACACGUGCGCCAAGCCCAGAGAUCAACAGUGUGGCUUCUUCCAGUGGGCUGAUGAGCAUGUUGCACCAGGAAUGACAAAUAAACGGAGUGAUGGAAGCUCCCCCAGAAAUGGUCCAAUCACAAAGAAGCCACGAACGUGUGGGCUGUGCCACCAACCAGGCCAUACCAGGACAAAGUGUCCCCAAAACCGCUGAUUCUCCCCCAACGCUGACGUUUGGCAAUGAAUUGGAAAACACUGGUUACAGAGAAAGCUGCAGCUUCACUAGUGUCUAGCCUUUGCUACCAAAAUCAACUGAAACCACGUAAACAGCUCUCAGUAUGCUGCCAACAUUCAAGUAGAGUGUUGUCCUGGAUUCACUAAUACGGAACUUGCAACGGUAUCUGUCAAUAAAUUGCUGAAACACAGCCACACUGGUAACAUGGGUGAUGAAUUUGCAGUGUGAGAUGUUUGUGAACCUUGUGGUUCUCAUUUGUGCAUUAUUCUGAGUGCCUCAUUGAAGAAUCUGGAAACAGUAUUGGGUCCAUUAUGAAAACUAGUCAUCAGAAGUUUCCUCCAUUUGAGAGUUUACUUCCUAAAAAUAAUGAUAGUGCCUUUUAUAUUUUUGAGGAUGAGGGUGGGAUGUUUUAAGGGCAGUGAGUGAAAUGAGAUUGAAGGAGAGCAAAAAACUUCAUUCAAAUCUCCGUUUGUCCAAAUUUUAACAGGUGUUGCUGCUCAGGAGAUAAAGUUUAUAUUUCAGCUUCUCAUGUUGAAACAGAUUAAUGUUUGUCAUGUUUCAGGGGUAUGUGUCACUUUCAGUUCCAGUUCAAGAUUUUCAUCUCAUUUUGAAAUCAAUCACCAGAAAAUAUCAGACAUAGAAUUAAAUAGCUUUAUUUCUGAAACAGGUCAGCUACUAUAGUACAUUGCUGUACUAGCUGCUGUGAGUUCCUUAUCACGUUAGAGGCAGCAUCCUUACUGAUCUUCGUGAAGUGCCAUGCAAAUAUGAAACUAACCUUUCAUAUUCCUUUGAUUUGUCAGGGGGUGAAAGUGACUAAAAUUCCAACUUCCUGGACUUCGGUUGUGCUUGAGGAGAGUAUUUCUGCUUUACAACAUUGGGAUUCAGUUCUUACGGGUACAGGUUUCACAAUUGAGAUUCAGAUUUAGUGGAUACUGGGAUAAAGAACUGGGGGCCUUUGAAAAUAGAUGUAUCGUUGUCUAAUACUGAAAUAUCUCUCUAGUGGGUAAAGGUCUGUUACUGAAGACUGGGACUUAGUGCACAUAGCUAAGUGUUUUGUUGGAUAAUACUUGGCUACACUACUUGUGGGUGCAGGUUUGUUCGUGACAACAUGUCAUACAGACAUAUGCUAUCAUGUUUUCCUCUCUGUUAAUGCAGUGUUAAUACUUUCCUGGUUCUGCUUUGUGUUCAUUCUUAUUCUGUGUUUCUACAAUGCUCACUUGUGUUAGAUUUCUUCCUCUGUUCACAUGUAGAUGUCUCCCUGCAGAAAUGGCCAUUAGAAGUUGUGACUGGCUGUUCAGGGUUUUGACUUGGGUCUUGAGCUCUCUGUGAUGAGCUGUGAAUAUUAACAUGCAACUGAAUUAUUAUCAUCAUGCUAGAACUGAGUUUUUUUUUGCAGCCAUCAUUUAAACAUGAGACUUGUCCUAUGAAAAAGCAGGUAGCAGAUGACAAAGGGGGAAGCAUAUAGAACCUCCUAGAAUAAUUUAAAAUAUUGAAAAUUUGUUAUAUUUCAAUACUCAACUGCUGGUGACUCUGGUACUAUUUUUAAAAUUCUAAUAUUAUAAAUGAAGUUUAUUUUCCAAAGAAGUUAGUUUGUUUUCUUGACAUUUAAUGUGAAAGUGUGAUGCCCUGAGGAUGUUACUGGUAAACUGUGUCUUGCAUAUUUAAUACAUGGAUCCCUCCCAGAGUAGAACGUUUUGCUAAGGGAAUGAAGCAAAUUUGUAAUUCAUUGUCAUAGUAUUAGCUCUCCCAACUUUAAAAGAAUGGAUAAGACCAUAUGCCUCCUUGAACCUGUAUUGCCGUUUGAUGAGAUUGUGUUUAAUCUCUAAAUUAACAAUUUACUCAUCUUCUAUAUUAACAGUUUCAACAGGAAAAUGGAUAUUUAGCCCACUUAGCCUAUUAUCUGUAGCAUUCCCUUUGUGCAUUUCUAGUAACAAUGGAUCCCAUUAUCUCUAUUAAACUUUACAGCAAUGUAAGUUUCCAAAGGCAGACCUGUGCUUCCUGGGACAACACAGUAUGGAGCUGGAGAAACACAGCAGGCCAGACAGCGUUAGAGGAGCAGGAAAGUUGACAUUUCGGGUCAGGACCCUUCUUCGUUUCUGCAGCAUCUGCAGUUCUUGCUAUCUGUGUGCUUCCUGUAAUCUAACCCAUGUGUAUAUUGGGCAGUGGUAGUGCACCAUAGCAUCAACAAUGAUCCUUUGUGUUUUUGUAUCACAGCAGAUGCUGUACAGACUGUCCACUGCAUAGUUCCCUCUAAACCUCACUCAGACUGACACCUUUCAGUAUAUAGGUAUUUUUAAUCAUCUUGGAACAAAAGUAGUCUGAAGAAUAAUUGGCAAAGCAGCAUUCCACGAGUACGUUACCUUUAGUUGUUUUAAAAUAGUGCCCAAGGUUUUGAUUAUUUUCAGAGUCCUCUUUUACAGUAAUGAGGUUAAUUUGAUUUUGGAGCUGACCAAAUCACAAUAGAUAAGCAUCUUGUAGCAAUUGGAAUACUUCUGUGAUAUUAAAUACCACUCAGCCUUUAUUUCUUACAAUAUGUAGAAAUGGAACCUUUUUGGAUUAUUUGCUUAUAAUUACAUAAUUAAGAUUCAACAUGAUUGCAACAGAUUUACCGUAUUUGGCAUUUGGUCUUUGAUAAUUUAUUACAGACCUGCCAUGACCAAACUUAGUGAUGGGGUUCAAUGGGGCUGAGUCUCUGCUGGUGUUCCCAUGAUUUUGUCCAAGCAAACACAAACUUGUUAUGGUCAGUUUUCUCUCUUUUGACAUCCUAAUUGUAAGUCUUAUGUGGUACUGUGACUGAAUGGUAUGUCUGGCAAACUUUGGAUAUUGUGCCCCAAUCUUGCAUACUGUUAACUGAAUAUGUGAUGACUAGUGUUCACUUAUUCUGUUAUUGGAAGAAUAGAGAUUUAAUUCUAGUUUAAGACCUUCCCUGUUAGUAUGUGUUCUGUUCACAAUUACAGGCCAAAAUUGGAGAAUUUGUGUGAGAGUUGGCCAGGUGCGCUGUUAGAGGGGACUGUCCAUGACCCAAUUCUGGAAUAUCUGUUAAGGUUGGUCAGUUAACUGGACUCCUCAUUGAGUCUUGUCCUAUGAUAUGACUAAAGAGGAGGAGGAGAUGCAGGAUCCUGAGAACACAAUCUUGACAGACAUAAAUCACCAUUUCUUGAUUGCUGCUGGGUCACUUUUUCUUCCUAAAUACCACACUGCGAGCUAACAUUACUCUGAGGACUGUAGUGGGUCAAAGAGAAGACCUACUGCUAUCUUAGGCCAAAUUAGAUUGAGUAAUAAAUGCCAGUGUUGUUUGUUACUUCUCAACAUUCUGAAAACAAAGUUAAAAUAUUUUGCACAAAGACCAAAAACAUACUACUCUUAAUUACAAUUACAGUUUAUUGUUGAAUGAUAUUAGUUGUGCACUUAAAUUGUGGCUGCUAAGCAAAGUACUAGUCAAUAGUAAUUGUCAAUUAUGAUGACGAUAGUUUGCCAGGUGUCGAUGAAAAACAAAAAAAUUAAUAAAAGUAUCCCUUUAUUAAAAGAAAUUUAAUUAUUUUCUGUGCCUACAAUUUGCUGUAGUUCUACCUCACAUUUGUGUAAAGUUUGUGUUAUUGAUUUGUUCUCUGCAAACUUUCUGAAGAACAAUUACUUUGUACGGACGUUUUAUCAACCAACAAGCAUAGACCUUCUCCUCACUGUAAAUAAUAUUUUGCCAUAAUGGUAUUGUCUCUUUAAACCUAGAUUAUGAUUAUAAAAUGUAGUUACUGACAAGAACAUUACCUGGACAAAGUGUAUGCAGUAUGAGAUAAUGGGAACUGGAGAUGCUGAAGAAUCCGAGAUAACAAAGUGUG